AUGGGCGACACUCCGCAAUCCAUUCCAGCGUCAUCUUCUACCAGCUUUGACCCGACGUCGUCCGUCCAAGCCGUAGUGCCUUCACACUCGGACAGCGCUAUACCUCUGCAAUCAGCUCAGACGUCUUCAAAUACGAUAGAUCACUCUAAUUCGGAUCCUAUUUCACGCCCAAGCACGCCCGUCACGCCUCUGCCGUCGCCGCCAGUCGACCGCAUCUCCCGUCACAAGCAGAAAAGAAUAGACAGCUACUCGCAAAUCCAGAUCAUCCGUCAAAUAGCUGAUGAACAUGCCAGGAUGUCCAGCGACGACACGACUACGGCCACCACCCGCUCAACUGCACCUCCCUCCGAGUGUGGCUCCAUCGAUUCCGAAAUGUCUCCUAGCAAACUCAAGCCUCCCGAGCCAAAAAGACGGAGGUCGAGCAGGAGUGCAGGCGAACGCGACGACGGUGCCUGUCUCUUACCCUCGCCGCCGCCCCCCUUACUGCGGCCCAAAACGUUUUGGAGGAACACCCCUCGUUCCGCACUCGGCUCACCGGACUAUUCGCCUUCGACACAUCUCAUCCGACGAUCGUCCUUUGUCGUCGCAGGUCUCGAGCCAUCGGAACCUUCGGGAGACAUUGCAGCGCUCUGCAUUGGCAGUCGACCACGUCCCUCACACACUGUCGUCCUCCCGCCUGAAGCCAUCUAG
Serendipita indica DSM 11827 is the source of this 690-nucleotide messenger RNA. Lineage: Eukaryota; Fungi; Basidiomycota; Agaricomycetes; Sebacinales; Serendipitaceae. The record is from the annotation of a GenBank genome assembly.